CCGAGCUCUAGUAAUCGAAUUCUUAGCGAUUCGCAUUCAUGAUAGAGCAAAUGUCUCCAACUCUUUUGGAACGUUGUAAUUCGGAAGAUCAGUUGUUCCGGUUGCGACAUCAGAUAGAUACCGAGGCUAAUCGUCUCAGCUACAAAGGUAUCGAGAGCUCCGCAGAUGCAACAUCAUGUCUUCAUCACCACCCUUCUAAUACGUAUUUCAAUGCCUACCCAAAUCCUGAUCGUUGGCGCUGGCGCUAUUGGAGCCUUCUACGCGUCCCGACUGGCCCAAGUCCCUGAUGUCCUUGUCUCCGUCAUAUGUCGCUCGAACUAUAGCGCGGUGAAAGCCCACGGCUUCAAAGUCACUUCCCCGCAGUACGGCGAUUACACAUACAUUCCUUCGAACACAUUCGCGAACCCCGAUGAGGCACGGAGCAGCGGGAUACAAUGGGAUUAUAUCGUCGUGAGCACGAAGGCGCUUCCCGAUGUGAGCGAUGAUUCGGCAAUACUUGAGGGCUUGGUAUCAGAUAGGACAGCCAUUGUGCUGAUACAGAAUGGGCUAGGCGUAGAGGUUCCCUACGCAAAGCGCUUCCCUACUGCUGCAAUAUGUAGCAGCGUUACUAUCGCCAGCUGCGCGCAGCCCAGCCACGGAAACAUCAAACACAACCGCUGGACACGCAUCAAUUGCGGACCAUACCUCCCACAUCUUGACACUGGGAGCGCGAAAGCAUCGGAUGCCCGGGUAGUAGAACAAAACCGUGCAUUUAUUGCGCUGUUAAAAGAAGGCGGCAUCAAAGACGCAGAAGCCUACGACCACGCCAAACUCCAGCUCGUCCGUUGGCACAAAAUCGCCAUCAACGCUUCCAUGAACCCCUCCUCCGUCCUCAUCGGCUGCGUCUCCAACAACGCGAUGUCACUGGACUCCGAAGUCUCCAUCCACCUCAAAGGCGUCAUGGAAGAAGUGCUCUCUACCGCUCCAAAGAUCCUGGGAAAACCGUUCCCGAAGGAAUUCGCAACGCCGGAGCAGAUCUUGAGGAGCACACAGAGGAAUACGAGUGGAAGCAAGCCCAGUAUGGCGCUAGACUGGGAGCAGGGGAAGACUAUGGAGUUGGAGGUUAUACUGGGGAAUCCAAUUAGGAUUGCGAGGGAGAGGGGGUUUGAAAUGCCGAGGAUGCAGACGUUGUAUGCGCUUUUGAGGAUGGCGCAGGAGACGAGACAAAAGGCAAAGAAUAAGAGCAAAAUAUAAAGCCCCUUCUCUACGCCGGAUAAGAUCCGCUUGAUAACGCCGAGUCUGUUGUCAUUGAAGCGCCGCCUCCAUUAGUCCCCUGCAUUUCGGACAAUCGAUUGACCGGCUCCGAAGCAUGAGCACUCCGGGCUUCUUCGUCAACACCUGCUUCCUCGAGUUCAGAAUCGGUUAGCGUGGCUGCUUCGUGCGAUGGC
Molecule: messenger RNA, 1427 nt
Organism: Trematosphaeria pertusa
Lineage: Eukaryota; Fungi; Ascomycota; Dothideomycetes; Pleosporales; Trematosphaeriaceae
Product: 2-dehydropantoate 2-reductase
Exons: 1
Coding region: 211-1233 (340 amino acids)
Biological process (GO): pantothenate biosynthetic process
Cellular component (GO): cytoplasm
Molecular function (GO): 2-dehydropantoate 2-reductase activity
Source: RefSeq, a predicted model, not a curated record